AUACGAUUUUCUUACUGACUGCGAUUGAAAAUAUAAAUUCGGUUUAAAAACAUCGACUUGGAAAACUUGAAAAUGCCGCUCAUCACUCGUGGAAUCUCCCUCGUUAACUUUACGGUCGCCUCGUCCGCGCUGGCGUUCCAGGUCUUUGUCCUGUACCCGUGGCACAACCAGCUCGACGACGAGUUCAAGGCUCUUAAGAACGAACACCUCCGAGUCCUAAACAAGGUCGAGCGUGUACUUGCUUCAGAAAAGUUUAGGCUCAAUAGUGCGCAGUCGCAGUCGCAGUCGCAAUAGCCGACGCAAGACAAAUUUGAAACGGCCUGCAAUUGAAUCCAGCUUUCAUUAGGUGUGCUUGAGCUCUAGGUGGCUGGCAUCCGGGCGAACACCGUCCUCUGUCCCGCGAGCAUAGAUGUGAGCAUAGAGACAAGCGAGCAAUUCUGAUCGGGGUCUGCAGGUGCUAUAGAUUGGACUUCGGUGUCAUCUGGCGAAUCGAUCCAAGAG
This is a messenger RNA of Aspergillus nidulans FGSC A4, 501 nucleotides long. RefSeq lists its product as uncharacterized. The record is from RefSeq and is a predicted model, not a curated record. Bases 73 to 294 code for a protein of 73 amino acids. NCBI's taxonomy places the organism in Eukaryota, Fungi, Ascomycota, Eurotiomycetes, Eurotiales, Aspergillaceae. The transcript is spliced from 2 exons.